UGUAUACGUGUUCGUAAAUACAUAUUGUGUUUCCCGGUUGUUCUAACUUUUCUUUUCUUAACAAGGAUGUUUCAUUAUCAUGCCAUUCUCGAUGAGCUAACAAGCCGCAGGUGAGUCGAAAAGGAUUUCCCAAUUGAACUUUUGCUGAAGAUUCUCCUGACCACCUGAAAGUUAUUGUGACGUCAUCAUAAUUUGGUAUUUAGCAUGGGUGUGAAAACGGUUGCGAUCAUCGGGAGCGGUGUCAGCGGUCUGGUUUCGCUCAAAACAUGCUUGGAGGAGGGAUUCGAACCUGUGUGCUUUGAAAGAGAGUCCUCGUUCGGUGGUGUAUGGAUCUUCCACGAUGAGCCCGUUAAGACACACACUCGAGGUGCCCUGUAUCACUGUCUUGUUCUCAACUCAAGCAAGAACAUGACCAACUUCAGCGACUUUCCGUACCCAAAGACAUCGUCACCUUACAUCCAGGGAAAGGAGUUCAUAAACUAUAUCAAGGCCUAUGUCGACCACUUUGACCUCGAACGUCACAUCCGGUACAGCACCGAUGUGAAGCGCGUUGAGAAAGCCACCGACUAUGACGUCAGCGGGCGAUGGACCAUCAGUUUUGCUCAUGAUGGCGAGGAUGUCAAGCAGGAGACGUACGAUGCUGUGAUAGUCUGCACCGGCCUGUACACCGAGAGGAACAUGGCAGUGUACCCGGGACAAGAGCAGUUCACUGGAGAGAUCAUGCAUAGCAAUGAAUACAAGAAAGCGGACGGCCUCGCGAACGGAAAGACAGUUCUCGUUGUCGGUGGUUCACACUCGGCAGGAGAUUGCGCAGUUGAUACGAGUCGAGUUUCAAAAAAGACAUAUCUGAGCAUGCGGAAAGGGACGUGGGUCUUGCAACGGAUGGGACCGGAUGGGCUGCCUCGCGAUAUGGCGGUCAAUCGGCGCAUCAACUUCUUCAUCCCAGAGUGGCUGCGGCGGAAGAAUACCGUCGACCAUAUCUACUCUCGGAUCAAUAUGGACAAUCUUGGUCUCAAAUCUGUCAAGAAGAUGUUCUGCUCCGAGACUAUGGUCAAUGACGACAUCGGGACGAGGAUUCUUUGUGGUGCAGUGGUGUGCAAGACUGGUAUCGACCAUUUUACAAAGAGGGGCGUGGUCUUCACUGAUGGAACGAGCGUUGAGGAUCUGGACCUGGUGGUGUACGCCACGGGUUAUCAACUCAGAGCUCCAAUCGUGGACAAUGACAUUAUCAGCGACGGCGUGAAGGACUUGGAACUAUACCUUUACAUUUUCCCGCCCCGUCUGAAGCAUCGAACAUUUGCGGCCGUCGGAUUCGUGGAAACGAUUGGAGCACAUGCCCCGGUCUUUGAGAUGCAGGCUCGCUACGCCACGAGGGUAUUCAAAGGGUGCGCUACCCUCCCUCCGGAAGACGUCAUGAUCGCAGACAUCAAAAGGAGGAAGAACUUCAUGCUGAACCGGUUUGGAAAGCCCAAGAAUUUUUUCCCUCCUAUUCCGUACCAGGACCUGCUGGCAGAUCGCAUCGGAGCCAAGCCCAAGCUCUGGCCCAUGUUGCUCAGUGAUCCAGUACUGGCCUACCGCACGUUCCUGGGACCGGCACUUCCCUACACAUUUCGACUUGUUGGCCCACACUCUUGGCCUGGUGCGCGUGCCGCCAUUAUGGACGUAUGGGACACCACAUUCUACGCCACCAAGACCAGGAUCGUCCGGAAGUCCAUCGGUGACCUCUGGGGUCUCGAUGUGGGUGCUCUGAAGAUCCUUCUUGUAGUCCUCUUUGCUUUGACCUUUUUCCUUUCUAUUCUUUGUUAAGUUGAAAAUGCUUUUGUAUAUCGCGACGUCCAUGGAAUACGAGUGGAUACCAUGCGCGACCAUUGGGUCUCGAAAAGCACCCUACAAUUAUUUUCCAUAUUCUGAAAUGCACCCCUUAACAAGUAUUGGUGUGUUUAACCCUUAACCUUAACAGUAUUGGAAACAAAACGGUACCCUUGACAAGUAGGCCUAUCCCCUGAAUUGACAGUACAACGAUAUCUCAAUAUCGUUAUGUCACGGACGUUGGAUUUACCUUUACUUUCAUUGGGUUUAAUUAGUACCACCCAACAAACCUCGCUCAAAUUGGGCCCUAAACACGUAGAAGCAAAAAGAACAUCCUUUAUACAAUGUUAUAAAAUAUGUUUUUUUAUACCCUUCUAUCGCAAAAUUUGACCCUAAACACGUAGCUUUCCCAGCAAAUAGAUAUACCCUUUAUUCAUUAUUUUCGUGUUUUUGACACCCUUAUUACGUUACCUAUAUUGUGCCUCAUCUUGAAAAAGACAUCCUUUUUACGCGUUUUUUUUUUUGGGGGGGGGGGUCGCGCAUGGUAUCCACUCGUCAAUAUAAGUGUCCCCGGCAUUUUUUUUACAGGACCAACUUGACUGAACCAUAAAGUAUUUAAACAAUGCUAAUUCCAAAUGUUCCGGGAGGACUUAGUCGUUGUUUUACUUGACAAUGAGGAGAAAUUAGAAUAUUUCAUACUUCCAUAUAAUAAAAUACAAAAGAAAUAGUGAGUGGAUGACGUCAUCAGCCUCCUCAUUUGCAUACCGAACAGGAUGUGCUUAUAACCGAUUUGUGAAAUUAAGCGAAAUUUUAAAAUGUCAUAACUUUCUUAUUUUACAUUCGAUUUGUAUACAAUUUUCAGUGUUAUGCUUGUUGGAUCUUUCUCGUUUUCUUCAAAUCAACUUUUUUGUUGGGGUGGACUGUCCUUUAAUCUGCCAUGUUACCCAAUGUGUUUGUCUUUUUUUUAUUUGUAAAUUGUACAUCUAUAUUAAUGUUUGAUUUCUAUAAUCAUGUUAUCAUUGUUUUUAUUGUUUUAUUUGGUAAAUCCAAUGCUAUUCAGCCUAAUCGACUGCGAUAAGGGGAUACUUUGAUAAAACCAUAAAUCAUAAAUUUAUGGUAUGAUUCGACCUGGGGCCUGUUGCAUAAAAAUUUUUACCUGAGAAAACUCUGGUAAAAAAUGAAAACUAAGGUUAGUCUGAUUUCUGCCAUUGACUUUAACACAGGGCAAAAAGUCUGAUAAAACAACCUGAGUUUUCUUAGGUAUAAAGUUUUAUGCAACGGGCCCUAGAGGAUCGAGCCCUGGCGGUCUGUUCAUGAGGCGGGCAUUCGGAGUCAACACUCCCUGUUCGAUACCAUUUUUCAAUUUCUCAAUUUCUCAAUCUGUCACCAAGGGUACUGCUGAAUAUUAUUCUGCAAACAAUAACAUAAAAUAUAGAUGACUUUACUGUUCAAAAUCGAGUGUUAAAUAGGCCUAUGCUUCAUUUUUACGGUAAAGUAUAAAUAUGAACUGUAUGGUGCGAAGAAUGACGUCUCUAGACGGUUUUCAAAAACAACCAAACGAAUAUAAUUUGAGUGUGAACGAGUUAUAUCUAGAUAUGGCAGUUUAUCUGGUGCAAUAUCAUGAACGUAUAUCUUGUAAUAAAAAUGAAACAAACCAAAAA
Lytechinus variegatus (green sea urchin) is the source of this 3470-nucleotide messenger RNA. RefSeq names its product dimethylaniline monooxygenase [N-oxide-forming] 1-like. The record is from RefSeq and is a predicted model, not a curated record. NCBI's taxonomy places the organism in Eukaryota, Metazoa, Echinodermata, Echinoidea, Temnopleuroida, Toxopneustidae. The transcript is spliced from 9 exons. Gene Ontology annotation, molecular function: NADP binding; flavin adenine dinucleotide binding; N,N-dimethylaniline monooxygenase activity. The coding region runs from base 205 to 1806 and encodes 533 amino acids.